Messenger RNA from Echinostoma caproni, 873 nucleotides. NCBI's taxonomy places the organism in Eukaryota, Metazoa, Platyhelminthes, Trematoda, Plagiorchiida, Echinostomatidae. The record is from the annotation of a GenBank genome assembly.
AUGCUCAUGUACAACCAUAACAUAUUCAAUGCGUUAUACGGUAUUGCGGCCAACUAUCUAUUGGCAUCGUUGAAUUACUCAUUCCCUGCUGAAAAAGCAUACAGUAAUCCAUUUGUUUGCUAUAUCAUACAAAGCGGUUUUAUUAUUGUGAUGCUCGGUUCCGCGAUCAUAUGCAAUGUGUUAUGUCAGUGUGCUGAUCGAUAUCGGGCCAUUUUCUAUCCGAGAGCCUACCGUGCACGUACAAAACCUUGCAUCAUCGCAAGUUACGUGUUCAUUGCCACCUAUGCCACUCUGGUUUCUACUCUGCGCUUUUUCCAGACGCAUAUGGUCGACGGAAAGUGUUUCCCGUUUGGUCGAGCAGGUGUGAAACAUGUGUUGGCAUUAACGGAGCUCGUUGUGAUGUACUUUUUACCUUUUGUCCUUAUUGUCACGCUGACUGUUCCAGUCCUGUGGCAGCUGCGGCAGCUUCGACUCGGGUCUGGUCGUAACAAACGACACACCUCGAUAACACAUCAGACCAAUACCAACCAAAUUGGACGAACAGAGGACGGUGAUGAUAUCAGAAAUUCAAUUGUGGUCGCACAGCGCAGUAUAUUCAUUCAUACUUUGACCCUGGCGAUCGAAAUAACAAUAUUGGAAUUCACCAUCAUCUUGUUCCUUAUUCUGGACAACCUACAUGUUUUUAUAUUGGGAAUCGCAUCCCCAAUUCGAAUAUACUUAUUGUGUAUCAAAUCCCUGUACUGUACAUUCAAUCCGUUUUUAACAAUUCUGACUGUGACACCGUUGCGGAGGACUGUGGUGAAGCAUUUGCUUACAUGUAAGUCUCAUUGUACUCAAAUACUGUGUCCGUGUUUUCCAAAAGCAACAAAAUAA